This is a messenger RNA of Monopterus albus (swamp eel), 5118 nucleotides long. It is a transcript of the gene adnpb, whose product is annotated as activity-dependent neuroprotector homeobox b. Gene Ontology annotation, molecular function: DNA binding. Gene Ontology annotation, biological process: regulation of gene expression. Gene Ontology annotation, cellular component: nucleus. The record is from RefSeq and is a predicted model, not a curated record. NCBI's taxonomy places the organism in Eukaryota, Metazoa, Chordata, Actinopteri, Synbranchiformes, Synbranchidae.
CUUCAGAAGGACGCCCGCUGUCGGCCAGAUCACGCAACUACUGCGCCUGGUUGUUUACCCCACAGGGAAAGGCUGCAGACUGUGAGGGGCGAGAUGAGCAUUUUUGGACAAACAUUUGCUUAAUUGAUCAAAUUGAUUGACAAACCAAUUAGGAGUUUUAAUGAGCUGGACUCGCAAGGAUCUCACAAUGAGAUUAUUUAUGUUAAUCAAGUAGAUGUCACUUCCGCCCCUUUUAUUUGCGCCAUUUUGGAUAGGGCAGUUUCUAGGCUGGAUGUGUAUUGUCCGUCAGAGAAUGGGAAAAGCGUUAUCGGCUGCCAAGCAAUCAUAGGCAGACCUAGGCAAUAUAUCUGAAAGAGCGGGGACGCCGGUAGUUGUUUGCGAAAGGGGGCAUGUGUCCGCCCUCACUGUUCCAGGGCAUGGAGGCUUUAAUUGUCUCAUGAGGCUCCGAGGCUUUCUGUUCCCGUUUGCCGAUCAGAGCAAGGAGGAUAGCCCUCGUUGUAGCGAGGGACAGUCGUGUUUGGAGGGUAGACAGACGGCCGGGUGGCUGAUUCCCUCCCACGAAGCUAGUUGUCACCUGGAAGGAUAUCACCGAGCUGUCUACAAGAAGUGAAAGUGUCUGUACAUCACCUCAGUCAUCCUGAGGAGACACAUUUCACUCAGACGGGAGCACUGCAUGUGAAAGCAGGCUGCCUUCAGACCAGUUUGAGCUUUGGGUAAAAAAGACAACACCCUUCUCAUGUAUGUGAAUGGAGGCAGUCAAUCAGCACAGCAGUGGUGCAACAACAGAGGGCUGUGGGAAAACACGCUGCUCAAAACAUUGAACCAGGCUCAAUCAAAUCCAUGUGGACAGAAUGUUCCAGCUCCCUGUCAAUAACCUGGCCAGUCUGAGGAAAGCCAGGAAAAAUGUCAAGAAGGUUCUGGGAGACAUCGGCUUGGAGUUCUGUAGAGAUCACUUAGUGGACUACAAAGACUUUACUCCACCAGAGGUUUAUAUAAAACACACAACGUGGGAAGAUGUGUGCAUGUGGGAACCAUCACAUACCAAAGUUCAGGACUACAGAUCGAAGCCGUUCUGCUGCUCAGGCUGCCUCUUCUCAUCCAAGUACUUCUCUGCGUACAAGAGUCACUUCCGCAAUGUCCACAGUGAGGACUUUGAGAACAACAUUCUGCUCAACUGUCCCUAUUGUACUUACAAUGGUAACAAAAAGACUCUGGAAACCCACAUCAAACUCUUCCACAUGCCUAACAACACUGUGCGAAAGGGCCCGGGUGGGAUGGUGGCAGGAGCUGGUGGGAUCAUGAUGAGGGAUGGGGUGCUGAAGAGGACCGGGGACAGUGUGGAACAGGCGGUGUACUAUUGUAAGAAGUGCACCUACAGGGACCCUUUGUACAAUGUAGUGCGAAAGCACAUCUACCGGGAACACUUCCAGCAAGUAGCCCAGCCCUAUAUAGUGAAGCCAGGACAGAAGGCGAAUGCACAGAAUGGUGGCACAGGGAAUACAGACAGUAGUAACACAAACCAUGUUAACGGCAACCAGAUCCACUGCAAGAAGUGCUUGUUUGUUCCGAGGACCUACGAGGCACUUGUUCAGCAUGUCAUUGAGGACCACGAGAAGAUUGGCUACCAGGUGACUGCCAUGAUUGGCCACACUAGUGUCAUAGUCCCCCGUCCCAAACCCAUAAUCAUGAUCCCCGCCAAAACCCAAGGAGACAAGACCAUCAUUGGGAUGGGCCCUAAAGGUGCAGUAAUGGCCACUACCAGGUCUCCUGGCUCACAGCAGUUGGGCCGAGAUAUCAUUGCAUUAAAGACGGGCUUCAACUCUCACAGUCUUCUAUCUGGGAUAAGACAUGAUGCAAUAGGAUUAAAAGCGGUGACUACUCAGCCGUUCUCUAUUGGUAGCCAGCAGGUGAGGGUUACUUUACCAGGGAAUGCCCAGGUUUCUGUACCCCAGCAGUCGCAUGCAGCAAAGCAGCUUAUUUCUGGUGGUGGCCUGCGAAGCCCAGUGGUGGCUAGUGCCUCUUCCUCACUCAGAUCCAACCCCCUGGGUUCACGUGUCCAGGCGGCAGCUACUACUGUAGCUUCUGUCACGGCCAAGAAAAGUGGUCCUUCAGUCCUUGGCACAUCCUACACUCAGAAGUGGAAAAUCUGCACCAUCUGCAACGAGCUCUUCCCAGAGAACGUGUACAGUUCUCAUUUUGAAAAAGAGCACAAAGCGGAGAAGGUGCCUGCUGUAGCCAACUACAUCAUGAAGAUCCACAAUUUCACCAGCAAGUGUCUCUACUGCAACCGAUAUCUCCCUAGUGACACAUUGUUAAACCACAUGUUGAUCCAUGGUCUGUCUUGCCCUCAUUGCCGUGCAACUUUCAAUGACGUUGAAAAGAUGGUGGCCCACAUGCGGCUGUCGCACCCAGUUGAGAGUGUUGGCCCACGCACAGACUCUCCCUUGACCUUUGACCUCACCCUGCAGCAGGGUAAUCCCAAGAAUGUUCAGUUGAUUGUCACUACCUACAACAUGAGAGAUGCUCCAGAGGAGUCUGUGGCGUUUCACGCUCAAAACAACACCUCUGUUUCAUCAGCAUUGUCUGCCUCCCUAAUGGCAGGCAAGAGGCUAAUGCCUCAGCACCCACCCAGAACACCUUCUGGGGCCGCUGACAGUGCACCAAUCAAGAGUCCCCUACAGGCAUCUGUGCCAUACAAAAGAGAUGUGGGCAAGACGCUGUGUCCUCUUUGUUUUUCUAUCCUUAAAGGUCCGAUCUCAGACUCUCUGGCCCACCACCUGAGAGAGAGGCACCAAGUAAUCCAGACAGUCCACCCUGUAGAAAAGAAACUGACCUACAAGUGUAUUCACUGCCUGGGAGUUUAUACUAGUAACAUGACUGCUGGGCAGGACAGCCGGGCAGCUCACCCUUCUCGGGGCAGCCAGGUCCAGAGCAGCGCUCUCAAGCGGGCCAGCUUUGAUAGCUCUGACAGUAGUGCACCAAAGCGAAGGAGGCCAGGACCUCCUGGUGAAAAGGCCCACCCACAGGAUAUCAACGGCCCAUCUACGUUUGUUGAAAAUCCUGAUGAACCUGUAGUUCUGGCUCUUGACCCUAAAGGACACGAAAAUGAGUCAUACGAGUCCAGGAAGGCAUUUCUAACACAGUAUUUCAAUCGAGCACCAUAUCCCACACAACGAGAGGUGGAGAAGCUGGCCGCCAGUCUGUGGCUGUGGAAGUCAGACAUCUCCAGUCACUUUGUCAACAGAAGAUGGAAAUGCAUACAGGAGUGUGAAACCCAGAAUGCUAGCGUGUUGCUCGGGUUCAGCAUGCACAAGCUCAGCAACGUCAAGCACGAGCUGGCGUUCCAACAGGACGGGGUGUACGAAGGCAGAAGUAGUAAGAGGCGGACGUCUAGGACACGAAUGGGGGUGUCAGAGCAGGCUCUCCUGAGACAUAGGGAGCGUAUAGCUGCUAAUGGUGGCAUGGUCUCACCUCCAAAGGAAAAGCCAGUUGGAGCUGUAGAAGGUAGUAAAGCAACAUCAUCUGCCCACAAACCCAACAGUGCCAGCAGAGACCAAACCAGGACAAUCAACAGCACCUUACCGCAGAAAAUGCCUCUGGACCUUUCUGAGCCCAUUGCCAUAGACUCUGAUAGUGAUGAGGAAGAGCAGCAGAAAAAUAACAGGGAGCGAGAGGGAGAGGUGCAUCUCCAUGGUGACGACCAGCUCACUGGAGCCGAGAAGAAAAUGGAGCUGAGGACAGGAGCCAAGAUUGUCUCGGAUCUAGAUGAUAUGUCAGACGACGAUGAAGAAGAAGAUGAUGAUGAUGAUGAUGAUGAAGAUGACGACGAUGAGGACGAAGGGACACAUGUAGAGAAUGGCUUUGGGCCCACAGAGGGCUCAGGAAGACAGGCUGCUAAAGGGAGAGAUGCUCUACCCAUCAUUAUUCCCAAGUUUGUACCAUCAUCUGCAAGAAGCGGCAGAGAUGGGGCUCAGCUGGGCAAACAGCAAGUGUGACUGGUAAACUCAAAAGGACUCCCACCAUCAGAGGGACACUUAAGGUUUGAUCCACACCAACAAAUCUGCCUCGCAUGGACUGAAGGACACUGUUACACUGGGCGUCUGUGAAAAUGCCAGUAAUAAAGAGAGAAAUCUCCUUGGGUGAAAACUCUAAACAAGCCAUUCAAUGACAUUUAAAGCCAGGACUCGAUGAGCAGCUGGGAUUGAUGUAAAGUUUUGUUUUAUGUUUCCCCCCAGAGUGGGAGGGAAAGUGCAGCCAUGAACAAUGAAGUUAAACCAAACAAACAGAAAAAGGUUUUUGCCUUCAGUAUACUUUAUUACAUUGAGAGAAGGGGAUUAAAAAAAAUUGAUUUAGCCACUGAACUUGUAAGUGUGGCUUAAAAUAUUGAGUUGUUGUGAGGUAAAGCUGUUGGGCUGACCAGAUAUUCCAUCAUUUUUCAUGUAGUAAUACUGAGAUAGUGUAAAUUUGUACAGUCUUUUAGACCUGUUUGGACAGAUGUUGCUGUACAUGUACCCUUAAAUAUUUGCUAUUACCUGUGUGUAAAGUAGACUCAUAUGAUCUGCACCCAUAUGCUUAACGAUAUGUGUCGCUUUAGUGGCUGGUAUUUUCUUAUACGUUUAUUUUAAAAAAAAGACUUUUUUGUAAACUACCUAUAAAUAACAAUUGAUUUGUUUUUGCUAUUAAUUUGAUCUGAAUUUUUUAUUUUAUCCAUUAAUUUUGCUCUGACAGAAUAGUGGCACCAAGCUAAUCUUAUCUUGUGGUAUAAAGGAGCAUUUCAUCAACUUUUUGCAGCCUUGUGCACAUUCGCCUUGACUGUACUGUACUUGCUUUCUGUUUAACUUAAUGUUUCUCUGCACCACAAACCUGGAUAGUAGCCACCAUACUGAUGUCCACAAAAGUGAAUGCAUUUUUUUUUUUCAAGCCAGAAAGUUGUGUUCAGUGUGUUCUUUGAAUUGUGUGUAUUUGUUCCAUGUUUUAAUUUUUCACUUAAGCAUUUAUAAACAAUAAAGUUCUGCAAUUGUGCUUCUUACAGGACUAAUGGCCGUGCUGGCUUCAUUGUUCAAAGUAAGGAACAGAGCGAUUUUGAUGUACAGCAGUAGUUAACAAAAACAUUAUUUC